Anastrepha ludens (Mexican fruit fly) is the source of this 1233-nucleotide messenger RNA. RefSeq lists its product as uncharacterized. NCBI's taxonomy places the organism in Eukaryota, Metazoa, Arthropoda, Insecta, Diptera, Tephritidae. The transcript has 8 exons. The record is from RefSeq and is a predicted model, not a curated record. Bases 81 to 1115 code for a protein of 344 amino acids.
AAAAAAUAAUAGUUCUUACAAAUUGUGUUGUGGAGAGAGCAAGAAUUCAGAAAAUAUAAAAAUUCAAAAUUCCUAGUAUAAUGGUUGAAAACUAUUUCAGCAAUGGAAGCACACGUCGCAGCUUUCAAGGUGCACGUCGUGGCUUUGAUUGCAGGCCUCAGAAAAAACCAUCGCCGAUGCGAAAUAGUUGCAAUGGACCUUCCACAUCCGCAGCCGCAGCAGCAGCCCUAAAUUACGAAAGCUGUUGUUGUCCGCAAAAGAUAAGGCCACCUACAUCAUUAUCACGCACACGUUUUAGCUCGAGUACAAUGCCAAAAAUGCACACAAAUAAUUUGCACACGGGUGCUGGCAUGAUAUCAUCAGCGCGUCAGUCAACCUACACAAUGCCCCGAAGUAGAUGUGAGCCGUCGGCAGCGACCUUAGUACAGGAUUCUUGUAGCAAUCUCAACACCGUUUCAAAUACAUCUUGUUGCUGUUGCCCACAUUGCGGCAAACCACAAGACCCAGCCCAGGCGCCAAUGACGUCACUGUGCCGGUCGUCGCCGCCAAAGCAAUCACUCCCAUGUAGAGCGAAGCCACAGCCACGAAAGGAGGAGAAACCUUCACCCGAGACGGAGAUUAAGUGUCGCAUGCGAAAAUUGCAACUGGAAAAUUUGGUAAAGGAUCAAUAUUGUCCAGGUGCCAUACAAAGUACAAUCGAUUGUGAGGAGGACUUUAAUGAAAUGUCAUUUAGACUGGUAUUCGGCUGUGCUCCAGUACCGUGCACACGACCAACAGUCGAACCGAUUUCCCUUAUGGAAGCGCUUUGUAUGCGCGUCGAGUUGGAGCGUUGUUUACUAAACAAUAAGGCGGCCUAUGUGGCGGAGUCAAGGAGGGGGUCAAGACAAAGCUCAUCGGUGACGGAUGAAGUGAACGAGUUUUUCAGCAAAAAAUAUAAGACGGCACUAAAUGAAGCACUGGCUAGUUUUCUGAAGGCAGAGCGAUGCUAUAGUGCAGAAAAUCCAGAUGAGAACUCACUCACAAUGGAUGCUCAUAUCAAUAAGACCAGCACUUGCCUACCAAGCAGCUCUUUCAAAAUUACUGCCUACACAGGCAAUACGAGACCGACUAUGUAGAAUUUUAUAAUUGUAUUUUCUAUUUUUAUACUCAUUUGCAUAAGUGUGCUGUAGUUGAUUACAAAAAUUGUUAGUAUUGUUGCAAAAUCAAGUAAUUAAAUACUAUGUUUAUAUUACA